UUGCAGAAAUUGCAUGGAUGUAUACAACCACGGCAAUCACAAGAGCGGCGUGUACAUUAUAUAUCCCUACACGGACUGCCUCGACCCCGUUAACGUGUACUGCGACAUGGACACCGACGGCGGUGGGUGGGCGGUCAUCCAGAGACGCCGCGACAUUACGCCGAGGAUCGAAUUCAACCGCACGUAUGACGAAUACGCGCGAGGCUUCGGGGACGUUGCAAAAGGAGAGUUUUGGCUCGGGAACGAGUACAUCCACACCCUCACGAACCAACGAGCUCCGGGUCGAUCUAGAGGACGUCAUCGGCGGAUCUGGGUGGGCCAAGUACAGCAGAUUCAAGUUGGACGACAGGGACAAUUUCACUUCUUUGACCCUGUCGGGGUUCAGCGGGAACGUGACUGACACCUUCGGUUAUCACCGGGGCUACAAGUUCUCAGGAAAUGAUAGCGGCGGUACUGGGGGAAACUGUUCUUUAAAGCAUGGCGCCGGCUGGUGGUUUCAUACCUGUUACCAUGCUUGCCUCAACAAAAAAAUGUAUCAUAUGAAGUGGAGUGUGUCUGGCCAGUCCUUGAAUGGUACAACCCUCUUAAUUCGACCCGUCAUCAUUGAUAUAUGAGUAAACAAAAAUUGUUAAGGUGAAU
Penaeus chinensis is the source of this 639-nucleotide messenger RNA. Its product is annotated as ryncolin-1-like. The transcript has 2 exons. The record is from RefSeq and is a predicted model, not a curated record. Bases 18 to 614 code for a protein of 198 amino acids. Lineage: Eukaryota; Metazoa; Arthropoda; Malacostraca; Decapoda; Penaeidae.